GAGAGAGAGAAUGUACAAGACGAGGCUGCAGGAACUUAGCCACGAGAAGCAGUGGAGUUUUCCAAAGUACUCGACCGUGAAAGACGGACCCGACCACGACCCUCGCUUCAAGGCUGCCGUCUCCGUCAACGGCCAGUCCUUUCACUCUUCCUUUCCCUUCAGGUCCUCCAAACUAGCCCAAAACGACGCCGCCAAACUCGCUUUCCUCCGCUUCACUUCCGAAGCUACUGCUGGAGGGCCAACGAUUGAGGAUCCUGAGAUUCAAUCAGAUGCUUCAUGUUUGGUUAAAUAUCCAUGCUCAUCAUCAUGCAUUUGUGAAGCAAAGCAAAUGUCUAACAGUGGAUUCAUUGUCAUAGAUUCGCAAACCCUUUACAAGAGACAGAUGCAGAACAAUUCUGGAUGGAAAAAUCUUGACCCACCAUUAUAUACUAGCAAAAGUGAUGGCGCAAUAUCUCAUGCCAUGCCCUUCAAGGAUACUGUCGCCGUUGGUGGGCAUGCCUUAGGGGAGGCAGAGCAUGCUGCUGCAAAGGCUGCUUUAGUUUCAUUGUCACUUGAUGAGCUUCAUAUGGAUGACUCUGGGAUGUACAAGAAUCUGUUGCAGGAGUCAGCUCAGCGUGAAGGCUUGAGCAUACCAAUAUAUAAGACUAUAAAAAUAGGUCCAUGUCACAUGCCAACGUUCUUUUCAACGGUGGAAGUUAAAGGAGAGAUAUUUCGAGGGAAAGGAGGGAAGUCCAAGAAACAUGCAGAGUUGAAUGCUGCAAAGGUUGCUUACUCGUUUCUUAAACAGGGUGGAUUGAGUGGGAGUGCAGCCGAGGUUACUUCUCCAAAUCUUGUGGGUAGUGAACCUCUCUUAACCAAAACCUCAACAUUGACUGUGGCCACGGAGUUACAGCACAACCUUGAACAUGAUCAGUGCGAGCUGCUUCCAUCUCCGAUCAUUAAGUACGAGGAACCUGCCAAAGAAAGUACAGUGGAUGAAGUUCAAGAAGUGGGUUCGAGGGAAACAUUAUUGGGCUUUGCCGAAGUAGACACUGAGGACUGUAGCUCAGCUCCUGCAGUGCUACAAAAGGAGGAGGACAUUGAGAAUAAUGAGAAAUCCUUUUCUAGUCCCAAGCAUGAGGAAUUAAUGCCUUCUCCUGCAUUGACACAUGCCAAACUUUCUGCUCUCCCCAGUUCAGACCCAAAAAUAGGAACAGGGAGUCAUUUGCUAUGCAACAGGGUAAGGGUGUAUUCAAGCUUCCCGGAUAUUGCAUUCCCCAAGGGCAUUACAGUGCUGCCAAUCAGUGAAAACAAAUGGGUGGCUGUAAGCUUAGAGUACCCAAAUGAAGAAGGUAAAUGA
Messenger RNA from Alnus glutinosa, 1339 nucleotides. RefSeq names its product double-stranded RNA-binding protein 3-like. The record is from RefSeq and is a predicted model, not a curated record. NCBI's taxonomy places the organism in Eukaryota, Viridiplantae, Streptophyta, Magnoliopsida, Fagales, Betulaceae. The transcript is spliced from 6 exons. Bases 11 to 1339 code for a protein of 442 amino acids.